Chenopodium quinoa (quinoa) is the source of this 747-nucleotide messenger RNA. RefSeq lists its product as uncharacterized. Lineage: Eukaryota; Viridiplantae; Streptophyta; Magnoliopsida; Caryophyllales; Amaranthaceae. The record is from RefSeq and is a predicted model, not a curated record. The transcript has 2 exons. The coding region runs from base 1 to 747 and encodes 248 amino acids.
AUGGCGGCCACUAAGGAAGACAUUGAAUCUCUCCAAAAAUCCAUGGACACUCUUUCCGAGCUUGUCAAGGGACUCUCCACUCGAGUGGAGAAAGUUGAAAAUAUCAAUGAACAAGUUCUGCCUAAGACUAUCAAGCGUAUCCAAGAGAAGCUAAGCCAAUUGUCCAAUGAUUAUAAGUAUCUUGAUAUGAGUACCAAGGGAAUCUCAUUGGAUAAGAAACUUCUUCCGAACAAGUUCUCUACCAUUGACAUUCUAAGUAUUGACAUUGAAGAUGAGCUCUUGAAAGCUAGGGUUAGUAACAAUGGAAACAAUGGCAAUAGCAGGAAGACCGACAAUCCUUCUUCCUCUUCUUCCCAUCAAAAUAUCAACUUCAUUAAUAAUGUCGAUGCCGAUGAAAUCUUGGCCCUUGACAAGGACACUUCAAAAACCAAGAAACCCAGAAGAGAAUUCACACCUAUUGGAAUAUCCUAUAAUGUCGCUUUCGAUCGUCUUUACGAUUGGGGCUUAAUCAAGCCUAUUGGUCCCACUGAAGAUCCAGCACCAGAAAAGCGAUCUUCAAGAUGGAAUCCCAACUCUUAUUGCAAGUACCAUCGAGGCAAUGGUCAUACCACGGAUGAAUGUUAUAGGCUUCAAAACCUUAUUCAAGAUCUCAUUGAUGCAAAUAACUUCCAUUCCCUCCAGCUGGCAAGAAGACUGGGUAACAAUGAGACAAGGCACAAGGCACCUCAUUUUUUAGGAUUUUCAUGA